CCUUGUUGUUCCUUUUUCCUCAAGUCACGAUUCAUCUUAUAUGAUGUUAUGAAUCCAUAUUUUUAGUUUUUUUAUUUUUCCUCAGCAUAACAUUCAUUUAUUUAUAAACUACUUUUUCUUCUUUUCUUUUAUUUUAUUUUCUUUAUAAAUAUAAGCACUUAAAAAAAAAAUGUCUAAUAACGUAGCUCAUGCUCUUUCUGGUGCUGGUGGAGGUAUUGUUUCCAUGGUCUUGACCUAUCCUCUUGUUUCUAUUAGUUCUCGUCUUCAAGUUCAAAAGAAUGAUUCUAGUAAAGAUGCUUACAAAAACACAAUGGAUGCUUUUAUUAAAAUUCUCGCCAAAGAAGGUCCUAAAGGAUUGUAUUCUGGCUUGAGUUCCGGUAUCUUUGGUAUUGCAGUUACAAAUGGUGUCUACUAUUAUUGUUAUGAAGCUGUUAAAGCAAUAUUUGAAAAGGCUAAGAGUAAAGGUAAACCUAUGAGUACUGCUGAAUCCAUGCUUUCUGGUGCCAUUGCUGGUUGCGCUGUUGUUUUCGCUACACAUCCUAUUUGGACUGUCAAUACUCGUUUAACUGUGAAAAAAGGUGUAGAAGAUAAAGAAAAAAAGACCAGUAGCGCACUUUCAGUAGGUCUUCAAAUCCUUCAAAGAGAGGGAAUUGCAGGACUUUAUGCAGGUGUUCGUGCAGCUUUGGUGCUGGUCAUCAACCCCAUCAUUCAAUAUACUGUAUUUGAACAAGUGAAGAAUAGGUUAUCCAAGACCAAGACAUUAAGCAAUCUUGAUUUCUUUUUAUUAGGAGCUCUCUCUAAAUUAUGUGCUACGGGUAUCACCUAUCCUUACAUUGUAGUCAAGUCACGUAUGCAGAUCAAUCAACAAGGUGAAGAAAGAUAUACCUCCAUCCUAGAUGGUUUCAAAAAGAUCAUUGCACAUGAGGGCAUCCCUGGUCUCUAUAAGGGCAUUUCCUCAAAGAUUGUACAGUCUGUUCUGACCGCUGCUUUCUUGUUCCUUGCUAAAGAAGUCUUGUUUGACUGGUCUGUUUGGAUGUUGGUCCUUCUAGGUGCUCGUAAGCCUCGUAUUGUCAAUAAGGCUUAAAUGAAUGAAUAAGUAAAUAAAUGAAAAGAACUUGAUUAUAAUAAAGCAAGGCAUUAAAUAUAUUUGUAAU
This is a messenger RNA of Cokeromyces recurvatus, 1154 nucleotides long. RefSeq names its product mitochondrial carrier domain-containing protein. Bases 170 to 1084 code for a protein of 304 amino acids. Gene Ontology annotation, cellular component: peroxisomal membrane. Lineage: Eukaryota; Fungi; Mucoromycota; Mucoromycetes; Mucorales; Mucoraceae. The record is from RefSeq and is a predicted model, not a curated record. Gene Ontology annotation, biological process: transmembrane transport. The transcript has 6 exons. Gene Ontology annotation, molecular function: FMN transmembrane transporter activity; ADP transmembrane transporter activity; NAD transmembrane transporter activity.